This is a messenger RNA of Aspergillus costaricaensis CBS 115574, 1845 nucleotides long. RefSeq lists its product as uncharacterized. Lineage: Eukaryota; Fungi; Ascomycota; Eurotiomycetes; Eurotiales; Aspergillaceae. Gene Ontology annotation, cellular component: mitochondrion. The coding region runs from base 1 to 1845 and encodes 614 amino acids. The record is from RefSeq and is a predicted model, not a curated record. The transcript has 8 exons.
AUGGCUACCACCAUCACACUACCAUACUAUGCCCGUGACAUCCCCUGCCCGCUACCCACAACUUCAGAGAUCGAUGCAGCACCCGACAUAUCCUUGGAGUAUGGAGGCCGAAGAAUCGUUGAGAUCGGAGACCAUCUGGUAGCGAAGUUCGGAAAAGGCGUGGACCUUAUCGAAGGAGAGAACAUGUUAUUUGUCCAAGAAAACACCAGCAUACGAGUCCCUCGAGUGUAUGCACUUUACUCGGACCCAUCGACGGGCAAAAAUUACAUUGUGGCCCCCAAGAAUAAAACAGUUAUACUGCUCUGCGCGAUCUCGGAUCCUCCGCCCUUCGUUGUCAACGACAGAAUGUGCACGGCAGCUAACAGUCGCCUCGCACGAAAAUCUUUUCCGCUACACUUCCGGAAGAUGGCUAACGCUUCUAAACUCGAUGUGCUUGCGCUUCAAAACAUCAUUUCCAGUGCAUCUGGUCAUUCAAUAUCCAAACUCCAGUCAAUCACUAAGUUAACAGAAGGCGGAUACAACCGUGUGUUUGAGGCUACCUUUAGCGAUGGUAAAAGUGUUCUCGCGAGACUACCCUAUCCAAGUACAGUGCCAGAGCAUUACACGGUAGCGAGCGAAACAGCGACUCUGGACUACCUUCGCCUACAUGAACUUCGCACACCAGAGAAGUUGGAUGGUACUCCUCUCGGCGAUAAAUGGUUUUCAUUGACCCCACAGGAGCAAUAUAAAAUUAUGACACAAAUAGUUGAAUGGGAGACGCGUUUGAUGUCAUUGGAGUUUCCUGCCUCUAGGAGCCUCUACUAUUCGAAGGAUCUUCCAUCUGAAAAGAGAACAAAGCUAGACGAUCCGAGCAGCAUGGCAUUCUGCAUAGGGCCAAUAGCCCAUUAUAGUUGGUGGCAUGGUGAGAGAGGCAUUAUGGAUAUUGACCGCGGACCCUGGCCAUCAUCAGUCGACAUCUUCCGAGCAGUUGGCGAACGUGAACUAACCUGGGCCAAAGCCUAUGCGAUGCCUCGCUUGCCCUAUGAGCGGCUUUAUAGGGAGGUUUACCAAUUCAAGCGCGUCUCGCCGGAUACCCACGUUACAGAUCUUCCAAACAAUAUCCUCGUGUCUGACACGAAUGGAAUAACUGGACUCAUAGACUGGCAGCAUUGCGCGAUUCUCCCUCUCGGUAUUGUUUCUGGGAUUCCAGCUCACUUCCAGAACUAUGGCGAUCCAGAGUCAGAAAUGCUCAAACAAUCUCAGCUUAAUCUGCCCUCUGAUUACGAUUCCAUGACACCGUCCAAGCAGAAUUCAGUUAAGGAAAUUUAUCGCAGAAGAUUGAUUCAUUUCCUCUACGCCGCCCUGACUAAAAGGCUAAAUCAAGAUCAUUACGAUGCUAUCUUCGACCAGUCAGUUAUACUCCGCCAAGGCCUUCUCCAGAGUGCCGGUAGACCCUGGGAGGGAGACUCAGUAUCACUGCGUGCUGAGCUCAUUCGCUCGAUAUUGAAUUGGUCGGCGAUCGUCCAGAUUAAUAAAGUUGCUCCGCCGGUGGACUAUCCAGAAGAUGUUGUCCGGGAGACUGUUGACUUGAAUGCGCAGCAGAGAGAGGCCUAUGUGGCAAUGAAACAGAUGCGACAUGCUUUAGUUGUCGAUAUCAUGGGAUGGGUACCGAAUGAAGAUUAUGAGGCUGCCAGAAGACUCGCAUCUGAGAUAAAGAGUAGAAUGCUUGAAGCGGCAGAGACUCCUGCUGAGCAUGAUUCGGCGGCAGCUCAGAUACUAAAUGCAUAUGUUGGCCAAGACGUAUGGAAUCUGAAUGUAGCAAUAAGACUAGACGAUUAUCGACCCAAAACUGUCAAAGCUCAAUAA